This is a messenger RNA of Mus musculus (house mouse), 504 nucleotides long. It is a transcript of the gene Ndufa6, whose product is annotated as NADH:ubiquinone oxidoreductase subunit A6. The record is from RefSeq and is marked validated. Gene Ontology annotation, cellular component: respiratory chain complex I; mitochondrial inner membrane; mitochondrial membrane. The transcript has 3 exons. NCBI's taxonomy places the organism in Eukaryota, Metazoa, Chordata, Mammalia, Rodentia, Muridae. The coding region runs from base 10 to 405 and encodes 131 amino acids. Gene Ontology annotation, biological process: mitochondrial respiratory chain complex I assembly.
CUCGGCAAGAUGGCGGCCGCGGCCACCGGCCUGCGCCAAGCUGCUGCUGCGGCAGCCAGUACCUCGGUGAAGCCCAUUUUCAGUCGCGACCUGAACGAGGCCAAGCGGAGGGUGCGCGAGCUCUACCGCGCUUGGUAUCGGGAGGUGCCGAACACCGUGCACUUAAUGCAGCUGGAUAUCACGGUGAAACAAGGACGGGAUAAAGUCCGAGAAAUGUUCAUGAAGAAUGCCCAUGUCACAGACCCCAGAGUGGUUGAUCUGCUGGUCAUUAAGGGAAAGAUGGAGCUCCAGGAAACCAUCAAAGUAUGGAAGCAGCGGACACACGUUAUGCGGUUUUUCCAUGAAACAGAAACACCAAGGCCAAAGGAUUUCUUAUCUAAGUUCUAUAUGGGCCAUGACCCAUGAGGUCACCUGAUGGGAAGGUGCAUGUUAAUAUUUAACUAGAGUAUAAAUAAACUCAUUAUUUGAUGGUUGGUUGUGAUAAAAUUGCACUGGUGAACCCCU